Messenger RNA from Strongylus vulgaris, 267 nucleotides. Lineage: Eukaryota; Metazoa; Nematoda; Chromadorea; Rhabditida; Strongylidae. The record is from the annotation of a GenBank genome assembly.
AUGUACUUUGUAGUAAUAGUCGUUUCCUUGACCAUCGUCACCAACGCCGCCAUCACCGACAAGAACUGCACUACUGCUGAUGGAAAGAUGGACGACAAAGAGUCUGAAGAAAAGAAGCAGGCAAUUAUCAGUAUGUGCCCAAAAACAUGUGGCUACUGCUGUUUAACGCCCGCAUACAACUGCGCCAACAAAGAAUCAGUGACACAUCCCGGAGGAGUCACUUACGCUCCUGGUUCAUGUAUGGAUAACUCUAAAACGUAUGUGUGA